This is a messenger RNA of Eruca vesicaria subsp. sativa (arugula), 1818 nucleotides long. The record is from the annotation of a GenBank genome assembly. NCBI's taxonomy places the organism in Eukaryota, Viridiplantae, Streptophyta, Magnoliopsida, Brassicales, Brassicaceae.
AUGGCCGCCGCGAGACAACUACGCACUCUCCAAUCCCAACCUGACAACAAAGUAUGCGUCGAUUGCGCUCAAAAGAACCCCCAAUGGGCGUCAGUCUCCUACGGAAUCUUCAUGUGCUUGGAGUGCUCAGGUAAGCACCGAGGAUUAGGCGUACACAUCUCCUUCGUCAGAUCCGUGACCAUGGACUCGUGGUCCGAGAUCCAGAUCAAGAAGAUGCAAGCCGGAGGCAACGAGCGGCUCAAUAGCUUCUUCGCGCAAUACGGAAUCGCUAAGGAGACGGAUAUCGUCUCUAAGUAUAAUUCGAAAGCGGCAUCCGUGUAUCGUGAUCGGAUCCAGGCGUUAGCUGAAGGUAGGCCAUGGAGUGAUCCGCCGGUCGUCAAAGAAGCAACUAGUGGUGGUGGGAUGCAUAAGAAGCCUCCGUUGGCUCAGGGAGGUAACAAUGGAGGGUGGGAGAGUUGGGAUAACGACCGGUCUUCAACGGAUAUGAGGCGGAAUCACUCUGAGAAUGAUUUUAGGGGGAUGGGAGCUCGAGGUGGGCCGGUGAAGUCGAAGUCGUCGGAGGAUAUCUACACGAGGUCGCAGCUGGAGGCUUCGGCUGCGGGGAAGGAGAGUUUCUUUGCUAGGAGAAUGGCGGAGAAUGAGUCUAAGCCUGAAGGGCUUCCUCCUUCUCAGGGAGGCAAGUAUGUAGGGUUUGGAUCAAGCUCGGGUCCGGCGCCGAGAAGUAAUCAGCAGGAUGAUGUUUUAUCCGUUGUGUCUCAGGGGUUUGGAAGAUUGUCUAUGGUUGCUCAGUCAGCUGCAAGUGUUGUUCAGACAGGAACUAAGGAGUUCACGUCUAAGGUGAAGGAAGGUGGGUAUGAUCACAAGGUGAGUGAAACUGUAAAUGUAGUAGCGAGUAAGACAACAGAGAUAGGACAGAGAACAUGGGGGAUCAUGAAAGGAGUAAUGGCAAUUGCGUCACAGAAGGUCGGAGAGUACACUAAAGAAGGAACAACAACCUGGAACCAGCAUAACGAAAGUGAGAGCAAUGGUUAUUACCAGAACUUUAGAAAUGAGAACAAAGCAGCGAAUUCAUCUGUUGGAGGAAGAGGGUCACAGUCAUCGUCUAAUGGUCAUUACAAUAAUUCUCAGAAUUCAAAUUCUUGGGACGAUUGGGGAGAGAAUGAGAGUACGAAAAAGGAAGCAGUAGCUCCAAAGGGGUCAUCGGCUGAUGGUGGCUGGACUGGUUGGGAUGAUCAUGAUGUUUAUAACCAAAGUGCCAGCAACCAGAAAUCAGCUGAUCAUAACGGGAAGUCAGACACCGCUUGGACUGGUGGAGGUUUUCACUGAAGGUAAUAUGCAUGCCGGUGGAAAGAAGUGUAUAAUUAAUUAAGUUGAAUAUCAGAUGAGGAUUGGUCGUCAUUUUAAAACAACUUUUAUCCAUUGUCACACAUCUUUGGUUUUCUUCAUAAAAGUUAGCAGUUUCUUUAUACUUUUUUAUGUAAGGAGUUGCAUGUUUGUAUAAGAUCCAUACCCAACUAUUUUCUGCUAAAGAUUCUCAGUCUUUCACAAUUUUAAAUUUAUUUUCAACUGGAAAGUGAGGAUUCUUCUCCUCUGCUGACAACUGUCUAAAACGCCACCAAGAGUAGCCUAAGCCCUCUGAAAACUUCGCUUUCUGCAUCACCAAUAUUCACUAACUUUACUAGUGUCUCUCCAUUGAUAACGUGAGAGGACAUUCAGCCAACAUUAAUAGCUCUACAAGAAAAUCCACAGCUUCACGUAUUCGUUCCCUUCCAUUGAAAAACAAUUCUAUAAGAGACUGCGAUUAAUUCUUUAUUGUUU